AUGGAGUUUUUCUUCAAGUAUAUUCCACAAAAGGUAGUCAAAGGAAGGGCGGUAGCAGAGUUUCUAGCAGAUCAUCCAUCUACUAAGAUAGAUUCAGAAAUAUGUGAUGAGGUGGAUAAUCUCUACCUUGACUAUACACCUUGGACUCUUAUGUUUGAUGGAUCAAGCACUCAUGAUGGAGGUGGAGUUGGAAUAGUCAUCAUUUCUCCGAAAGGAAGGAAAACCAAAUUUUCUUUCUUCUUGGAUUUCAAGUGUACAAACAACCAAGCUGAGUACGAGGCAUUAUUUAUUGGGCUGGAGAUUCUGCUAAAGCUAAAGGUGGAGAAGGUCCAGAUUAUUGGAGAUUCCAACUUGAUACUUAGCCAAUUAUCUGAAGAAUAUAGAUGUCUUAACUGGUGUUUGAGGCCUUUCCGUUCUUUGGCCUUAGAGUUACUUUGCCAGUUUGAUGAUUUCCAACUCAAAUAUUGGCCUAGAUAUUUAAAUACGGAGGCUGAUGAUCUAACACAAUUAGCCUCUCGAGUGAAAGUCCCACCGGGUGUGGAAGAAGCUGUGAUCACAGUUAAAAGAAUAACUCUUCCUUCGGUAGAGUUACGGUAUGAGAUGGCAAGUCAUUUCCAAUCUGAAGAGCUAGAAAAAUUCAAACCUGCCAAUAAGCCAAGGGAGGUUUUCAAUAUUGAUAUAGAUGGAUUAGAUUUGGAUGAUUGGAGAACACCAAUUAUCCAAUUCUUGCAAGAGCCUAACUCCAAGGUGGACAAGAGAAUUCAGCUUUUGGCGCCACAUUACAUUAUGAUUGAUGAGGACCUCUACAAGAAGAGUAAAGAAGAUGGACUUUUGUUAAGAUGCCUUGGAAAGGAUGAAUCUAUGAGGGUAAUGGCGGAAACACACCUUGGAAUAUGCGGAGCACAUCAAGCUGGAAUCAAGAUGAGGUGGCUCCUUAUAAGAGGGUGGGCUUUGGACUUUAUUGGAAAGCUAAGGCCUCCAUCUUCAGAUGGCCAUACUCACAUAGUGGUGGCAACCGAUUAUUUCACAAAGUGGGUGGAAGCCAUUCCACUAAAGACUUGUGAGCAGUCAAUGGUGAUUGAUUUUAUUAAGAAGCACAUUAUACAUAGGUUUGGAAUUCCAGAGACUAUCACCACUGAUAGAGGUCUAUCCUUUGUUGGAAGCAAGGUCUUGGAUUAUUGUGCUGAGUGUGGUGUACAAGUGAUUAGUUCCACUCCAUAUUUUGCCCAAGCAAAUGGACAGGCAGAAGCUUCCAACAAAAAAUUCAAAAAGGUCAAGUACAGGCAUCACACCAUAUGUGCUUACAUAGGACAUGAUGAUGUCCUUCCAAUGGAGAUGACAAUCAGGUCUACAAGGGUGGCUUUCCAAAACAGGCUAACUCCAGCAGAUUACAACCAUGCCAUGUUAGGGGAAUUAGAAGACCUUGAUGAAGUUUGUCUCAAUGCUUCAGAUCAUAUUAUUGCUCAAAAGAAGAAAGUCAUGCGGGCAUACAACAAGAAGGUUAAGGCGAAGACAUUUAUAGAAGGAGACUUGGUAUAG
This is a messenger RNA of Cornus florida, 1539 nucleotides long. RefSeq lists its product as uncharacterized. Lineage: Eukaryota; Viridiplantae; Streptophyta; Magnoliopsida; Cornales; Cornaceae. Gene Ontology annotation, biological process: DNA integration. Gene Ontology annotation, molecular function: RNA-DNA hybrid ribonuclease activity; nucleic acid binding. The coding region runs from base 1 to 1539 and encodes 512 amino acids. The transcript is spliced from 3 exons. The record is from RefSeq and is a predicted model, not a curated record.